AUGGCCCGAUUAUUCGGGAAUCAAGUCCCGGAGCAGACGAGGAAUAUUGAGAAGAUUCUGAAGGAUUGCUUCCCAAAUGAGACGUUUCAUCAGUCGAUCAGACGCCUUACCGUACCCGCCUUCGACAUCACCACAUCCCCAGGCCGUCUCUACACAUUCCGAAAUUACGCCUUCGACAAACCGUUCGGCAGCGCGUUGCCCGAAGAGCAGGAUGUCCUCUUUAGAGAUGCGGCGAGGGCUAGCAGCGCGGCACCCACCUACUUCGAGCCGUUCCACUACAACAACCGGAAGCUGGUCGACGGCUCUUUUGUCGCCAACUCUCCCCUAAACAUCUUGUGGAAGGAAUACGACAACUUCUUCAAGUACGACAACAAAAUCCGGCUGCACGGCCUCGUGUCGAUUGGGACUGGAGAGCCGGCGUUGAUGGAGAGGAAGAUCAAGGAGUUGACCACGCUGAAGAGGAGGGCUGUACAUAUUGCCACUGUUGGCACGCUGAUACUUGAGCAGUGCGUCGGCCAGGACCAAUGCUCGGUGGAGGCAGCUUCGGACCGUUGCGCGGCACAGGGUGUCCCCUUCGUGCGCCUCUCGCCGGUGGGCGUCAACGUGCGCAUCGAUCAGAUCGACGACGGCAAGCUGUGCGACAUGAUCUGGACGACGUUGCGGUGGCUGUACGACAACGUGCAAGAGGUGGACAAACUAGGCGACAUUCUCUUCAAACUCCACUCGGACCCUUCGCAGCGUGGCCGUCAGCGGCGUAGCAACACGAUUCUG
Mesorhabditis spiculigera is the source of this 771-nucleotide messenger RNA. The record is from the annotation of a GenBank genome assembly. Lineage: Eukaryota; Metazoa; Nematoda; Chromadorea; Rhabditida; Rhabditidae.